Messenger RNA from Adineta ricciae, 1038 nucleotides. The record is from the annotation of a GenBank genome assembly. Lineage: Eukaryota; Metazoa; Rotifera; Eurotatoria; Adinetida; Adinetidae.
AUGUUUGCUGUUCGUCUAGGAACAAUUGUGAUUUGUUUAACAAUAAGACAUCAUGUAACAACGAAAAGUCUUGCAAUUAUUCUAUCGAUGUCGUUCUUUUUUCUUCUAUUAUCUUGUCUUUUGGAUUAUUAUCAUUAUCGUAUUUGGUGGCAUUAUAAACCAGAAUUUACUGGUCUUGAAUUCGAUUUUAUAAUGCCAACGACACCACUUUCACGAAAACAUAAGCGAUAUAUUCCUUAUCAUUUAUUAGGCGAUUAUCGAACCGAAAGUUUCGGUGAUAAAACAUGUUCUGCCGGUUCUCAGUGUGAAAAUCGUCAAUUAGAACAUAUAUUUAUAUUUCAUUUUCGAGGUCAUAAUCCUCAAAAACGGUAUUUUGAUAUACUUCCAUCAAAGAACAAGAAAAAUAUUUAUAUUGGUUUUCAUCAAACAGAUCCAUCUUCAGCUAUUCUUAUUGCUCAUUCAGAUUUUAUGAUUAGUACAAAAUAUGAAAGUACAAUGAUUGGUCAUGGAGUUUAUUUUGCUCGAUCAAGAGAAGGUACAGACAGAAAAGCUAAUCGUCAUGGAGCUUUUUUAUGUGCUGAAAUUUAUAUGGGAAAUGUCCUUCGAAUAAAUCCAGAUCAAAGACAGUUGUAUCGAGGGAAAAAUGAUUGGUGGGAAGAAUAUGAUACAACUUAUUUUUGNAGUACAAAAUAUGAAAGUACAAUGAUUGGUCAUGGAGUUUAUUUUGCUCGAUCAAGAGAAGGUACAGACAGAAAAGCUAAUCGUCAUGGAGCUUUUUUAUGUGCUGAAAUUUAUAUGGGAAAUGUUCUUCGAAUAAAUCCAGAUCAAAGAAAUUUGUAUCGAGGGAAAAAUGAUUGGUGGGAAGAAUAUGAUACAGCUUAUUUUUGUCAUACAGAUCCAAAAUUAGAUGAAUUUUGUGUGAAAAGUCCAGAUCAAGUAUUAAGAUGGAUUGUAGUCAUUGAAAAAGAAUUUGAUGAAAGAGUUAAUAAAUAUGGAUUAAAUAUAGAAUUUAGUGAUACAAAAUGUGGAUGCUUUUAA